GACGGCUGGGUGAAGGAGCGCCUCGCUUGCCAGGCACGACGGGCAGAGCACCGAGCCCUCCGCCCCGCCCACGCCUGACGUCAGGCCAAGGCGUGUGGUCCACCGAAGCUGGAGGAUGAAGGAAGGAAACAGCUAAUUCGCAGGGAGGGGUGGGGGGUGGACAGAGCAGGACGUUCCUCUUUCUUUCCCCUAGUUUGGGUUUCAAAUUUGAGUAGGGGCUCAUCGACAUUUCUGGUAGCAUCUACUACGACCUAGGUGCCGAGUUCAUCGGUGGCUCCUUUGCGGGUCCACCCUUUAAGGCUAGCAGCCCCUCGCAGCCUUGCGUUCGUGGAGGUAGCCGGAGUACCAGGCUGCCAGCUGGACAGCCUUACUGAUCACCCUGUAACAAGAGGGGGUUCAUGCAUUCCUCUCGUGAGGGGCCUGGUACGUUCGUUGUAAAGUUCUGGUUUCCUUGGGGGAACAGAACGGCUGGGCGCAGUAGGUGCGCUUUCUUUAGUCUUCCCCGUUCCCACUCAGGGCCGAAAAGGGUUAAGUCUUGGCUGCAGCAUCUUGGGAGAAGUUAUAGUUAUUCAGUAUGUUUCCACUGACUGAAGGAAACAGGCAUGUGGCCCAGCUGAUGUUCAGUUCUGGCACCUGUCCAAGGUGCAUCUUCCGAUUCUGUGGUGUGGCUCUUCCGGCACCUUACAAACGCCCAACCAAGGAGUUGCUCAGUGAUCUACAAAAAUUUCUAGAACCAAAAAAACAUGAAUUAGUUUUGGAAGCUCCAAACCCACCAUUGAAGAAAAUUCGUCUACAUGAAGAUGGCAUUGAUAAUUUGAGUGAAUAUGGAAAGGAGGGAGUCUGUGUUACAGAAGACGAAAGCAUGGCCUCGAAGCUGAGAGUGUGCAAUGUUUGCUUAGGAAUUCUUCAGGGAUUCUGUGAGAAGGGGUUUGUUACAGAGGUGUGCCAAAAGGUUGAAGCCUCUGGGUUUGAAUUCAGCAGUGUGGUUUUAUCUGUCUCCUUCCCACCGCAGCUGUCUGUGAGAGAGGGAAAAUGUGAUCAUGUGAUCUUCCUCAAAAAAAAAAAAAAGGUAGAAGGAUCAUUCUGGGGAGAGGAGAGUGAAGGCUCCGCCUCCGGCUCCACAAAGUGAUGUUUUCCUAAACGGGCUCAAGUCUUCUGGCUUCGGAAAUAAUUCUAUUUCAAGAUAGAGUUAAAACAGCCUGCAACUGCUCCUGCUCCUCGGGGAUGUUAAAAGGCAGCAUAUUUUCCAAGCGAUUGGAGACAAAAUGAAUAAAGUUGAUUCUGAAAAUUA
Grammomys surdaster is the source of this 1291-nucleotide messenger RNA. Its product is annotated as putative tRNA pseudouridine synthase Pus10. The record is from RefSeq and is a predicted model, not a curated record. Gene Ontology annotation, molecular function: pseudouridine synthase activity. Lineage: Eukaryota; Metazoa; Chordata; Mammalia; Rodentia; Muridae. Gene Ontology annotation, biological process: tRNA pseudouridine synthesis. Bases 575 to 1129 code for a protein of 184 amino acids. The transcript is spliced from 5 exons.